Molecule: messenger RNA, 306 nt
Organism: Nelumbo nucifera (sacred lotus)
Lineage: Eukaryota; Viridiplantae; Streptophyta; Magnoliopsida; Proteales; Nelumbonaceae
Product: glutaredoxin-C11
Source: RefSeq, a predicted model, not a curated record
AUGGAGAGGGUGACGACAUUGGCGUCGCGGAAUCCCGUGGUGAUCUUCAGUAAGAGCUCCUGUGGCCUCUGCCAUGCGGCGGAGACUCUGAUCAGAAGCUUUGGGGCCAGCCCCGCUGUUUGCGAGCUGGAUUUGGAGCCUCAUGGGAAGGAAAUCGAGAGGGCUCUGCAGAGGCUGGGGCGCAAAUCUGUGCCAGCCAUCUUCAUUGGAGGAGUUCUGGUUGGGGGAUCAGAAGAACUCCUUACCCUUCAACUUGAUGGCUCUCUGAAACAAAAGCUCAUACUUGCCGGAGCUAUUUUUCUCUGA